Molecule: messenger RNA, 483 nt
Organism: Nelumbo nucifera (sacred lotus)
Lineage: Eukaryota; Viridiplantae; Streptophyta; Magnoliopsida; Proteales; Nelumbonaceae
Source: RefSeq, a predicted model, not a curated record
AUGGAUUCUUCCAGCAACACCGAGAAAAGCAUCGACAUGAACAUCGCCGGGGGCAAGAUCAGCAAUCAACCUUCCCCCAAUGUCCCAUGGAGUAUUGUGAGAUUUUCUGGUGUCAUUCUUGGUUCCACAAAGCUUCUCAUUCAGCAGCCCUACUCGUCCAGUUGCAUUCACAAUUUGUCAUGUUCAGCUUCAAGAGUGUCUAGUUAUAGCCUUCUUGAUGCGCUUUCCCACGUUCUCUGCCUUUCCACUUCGACCCCUGCCACUAUUCAAACUAUCGUCGCGACCCUACACAACCUUCUCGUCGUUGGAGGCAAGCGGGAUAUCAUCUUAGCUCUUGUCGACACCCUUAAAACCCUCUAUGGUAUCUCGCUUUACCCAUUCAACCGUGCCACCAUGGUUGAAUUGGGUGCAGUUCCUGCCCUCUUCUCGCUUGUGGUGAAGGACGGUUGGAUUGGGGUUAUUGAGGAUGCUACAACGAUUUAG